AGGCCAGUUUAAUCCUUCUCUACCCCCUCCCAGAUUCCUGUCUACCACAAUGGAUGUGGCCUCUCGACAGACAAUGAGGCUGAUUCGGCCCUCAAAUAACCGAUCCCUUCUCUCCAGCCCUCGCAUUGCCGGCGCUGCUCUCCCGACUACAUACCCUCUCAACCGCAUUCGACGGAGAAAUGCUUCAAGCACCCCUCGGAGACUUGCCCCAGAAACCUCAUUUCUGCCCCUAGGAUCUGGAUCCUCAUCCAGCGCACCACCUACCUACUUCUCCAAUCGCACUUCCCUUCCUGUCAACACCGUUGUUCGCUUCGUCCCCCAACAGACAGCAUGGAUCGUCGAGCGGAUGGGCAAGUUCCAUCGGAUUCUAGAACCCGGUCUCGCGAUCUUGAUCCCAUUCUUGGACCGGAUUGCCUAUGUUAAGAGUUUGAAGGAGUCGGCUAUCGAGAUACCCAGUCAGAAUGCCAUCACGGCCGACAAUGUCACCUUGGAAUUGGAUGGUGUGUUGUACACGAGGGUCUUUGACGCGUAUAAAGCCAGUUACGGAGUGGAGGAUGCCGAGUAUGCCAUUUCUCAGCUUGCGCAGACGACCAUGCGUUCGGAAAUCGGACAGCUUACCCUGGAUCACGUCUUGAAGGAGCGCGCUACGUUAAAUACCAACAUCACACAGGCCAUCAACGAGGCUGCGCGCGAUUGGGGUGUUGUGUGUCUGCGGUACGAGAUCAGGGAUAUUCACGCCCCGGAGGGUGUUGUUGCGGCCAUGCACCGCCAGGUUACGGCAGAGCGAUCGAAGCGCGCCGAGAUUCUCGAGUCCGAAGGUCAGCGACAGAGCGCAAUCAACAUUGCUGAAGGUCGGAAGCAGUCCGUCAUCCUGGCUUCCGAGGCUAUGCGGACCGAACAGAUCAACCGUGCUGCGGGUGAGGCCGAGGCCAUCCUGCUGAAGGCCCAGGCGACCGCCAGAGGUAUUGACGCUGUCGCUCAGGCGAUUGAGGCUGGUAAGGACAAUGCUUACGGCGCUGUCAGCCUCAGCGUUGCUGAGAAGUACGUUGAUGCCUUCUCCAACCUUGCCAAGGAGGGUACUGCCGUGGUUGUUCCCGGUAACGUUGGCGACAUGGGUGGCAUGAUUGCCAAUGCCAUGGCUGUGUACGGCAAGAUCAAUGAGAGCCAGGCCAAGACCAUCGCAGCGAAGUCCUUGGGAGUCCAGGAGCCGGUCCAGAAGGAGACCUCUUCCACCAGCACCAAGUCGGAGCAGACACCAGAGUACGACAACGUCGACGCGGAGAAGGAACACAAGACUCCUGAUGCCGUUCAGGAUGUUCUAGAAGGAUUCGACCAGGUUAGCCAACAGAAACACCAAUGAACAAAGCGGCAUCCAUGUUCUUCUAGCUUUUCUUAGCCUUGUUGUUUGACUAUGAUUGACCAUUCUCCCUUUGCGGUUGCCUCAUUAUAAUCGCCGAUUACGAAACUUCUGGAUGAAUUGCCCAUUAUCCUACCCAUUUUGUAUCUCUAUUGCCCUAUGUGCCCCGCCAGGUACUGAUGCAUGAUGCUUCCGGAGUUCUACUCAAAUGAGAGCUACGACUACCGGGUGUUGAGCGCGUGCAUCACUUCUAGCAGUUGGCGAAACGGGUGUCAGUCUUUGUCUGGAUCAUGUACAGUAGACAAAAGUGG
Aspergillus costaricaensis CBS 115574 is the source of this 1668-nucleotide messenger RNA. RefSeq names its product SPFH domain-containing protein. Gene Ontology annotation, cellular component: membrane. Lineage: Eukaryota; Fungi; Ascomycota; Eurotiomycetes; Eurotiales; Aspergillaceae. The transcript has 2 exons. The coding region runs from base 50 to 1360 and encodes 436 amino acids. The record is from RefSeq and is a predicted model, not a curated record.